AUGUUUGAUAUCAAAGAAUGGCAGGCCAUAACCCAUGCUCAGCAGCGUAGAAUGAAUAACAGCACAAACAUCUACAAUGACACUAACAUUCACGACGAUAGCAGCGAUGACAUAAGUGAUGACAGUGGCGAUGACAAUGAGACAAAUUCCGAGGAACUUGAGAUCUCUCGUGUGGCAGAGAUGAGGGAACAAGCAAUGACAUUGCACGCACAUCUCGCUCGGGCUUAUAACGUAAAAACACUAGCUCAGAAUAUCCGGAUUGUGGAUGAGCUCCAGCACGCCUGCUUCUUGAGGUCCCCAGCUUAUUUCCAAGAAGAAAAACGGAUGCGUGACAUCUUUGAUGGAGACCAAAACUAUGAGUGGACCUAUAGCAACCCCAACUUGGAUGACGGAACUGGUCCCAAUAGCUUUCGGGCACAUUAUAGAGUUAGUAGAAAUACAUUCAACAUAAUUGUGAAUACUUUUCAAAACGACCCUGAGUUUGAUGGCUCAGAAGCUAUGGACGGGUUUAUCUACCCUGUGUGGAUGCAGGUUGCUGUUGUGCUUUGGCGCCUCAGUAAUACGAACUUUGGAUCCACAAUCGCGUCAGAGGCUCUAAAUAUCAGUCAAAGCUCAUUCGACCGGUUUACAGAAAAAUUCUUGGAUGGCAUGCUCCGAUCCUUCAUGAAUACCGCAAUAAGAUGGCCUAAAACACCUUGA
This is a messenger RNA of Phycomyces blakesleeanus NRRL 1555(-), 699 nucleotides long. RefSeq lists its product as hypothetical. The transcript has 3 exons. The record is from RefSeq and is a predicted model, not a curated record. Bases 1 to 699 code for a protein of 232 amino acids. NCBI's taxonomy places the organism in Eukaryota, Fungi, Mucoromycota, Mucoromycetes, Mucorales, Phycomycetaceae.